AUGGCGUUCAACUGUUCCACCGUCCCCGAGACGACAAACACCGACGCGGGAGUAGCAGGUGCAGGCACCCUCCUCUCCUUCAUAAUAACCAACAUCCUCUCCAUCCUCCUCUCCGCCACCAUCAUCCUACUCGGCCUACGAAAAUCCACCUCCGCCCCCAUCAGCCGCAAACUGCUGCAAUCCUUCUCCGACCAACAGAUCCUCACCGGAAUCGGCAUCCAAUCCGUCGGCCUCGCAAAGAUGAAAACAAUGGUACCCUACCACUUCUUCAUCAUCUGGCUCCUCUCCCUCCUCUCCACCGCCACAAACCUCGCCACCCUCCUCGCCCUCGUCAACGACUUCAAGCGCGACUGGGUGCUACGCUGGAUCCGGCAAAUCCUCAUGCUCGUAAACAUGUUCCUGGGCAUCCUCUCUGGGGUAUUCAUCCUACAGACGGUCAUGAAAGACAUGGAGCCCAGAUUACCGAUUGCGUGUGUGUGGGAGGUAGAGAGCAAAGGCCGGAGCGGAAACGCCGCGCUUUCCAUCGCCGGCACCAUCGCCGUCAUCGCAGGCCAAGUCAUCACAUUCGGCUUCGCAACAUGGUACCUGCACAACCGCUCCAACCCCAAAUGGCUCAAAACCGUGCAAGUCGUCGGUCUCUUCGCCUGUCUCGCCAUGGGCGUCGGCGCUACUAUACGCGUCGUUCUCGAGUCCCAGGCUUUCGGUCAUCCACCUGAGUCCGUUCAUCUUGUUGGGCCUUCCGAGGGAAACUGGAGUUUUGGGCAGUUGUUACCGUUGCUGUUGUUGGCGUUGCCGGUGAUUAGUACGAUUGAGAUUGCGAGGGGGGAGGAGCUUAAGCCGAGGAGUAGGGUUGAUGAUGAUAGUGUGCCGCUUUUUGCGGGCGGGGGUGGGAAUGAUAUGGAGUUUCAGCCUAAUCCGCUGGUGGGGAGUGCGACGAGUUUGUUUAGGAAGUAG
Messenger RNA from Alternaria arbusti, 954 nucleotides. RefSeq lists its product as uncharacterized. The record is from RefSeq and is a predicted model, not a curated record. The transcript is spliced from 2 exons. NCBI's taxonomy places the organism in Eukaryota, Fungi, Ascomycota, Dothideomycetes, Pleosporales, Pleosporaceae. Bases 1 to 954 code for a protein of 317 amino acids.